UCAAUGUUAUUUCAGGUGAGAUGAUGGGAAAUUUGCCAAUCAUACCUCCAAUUCCCCCUAACGAUCUGAAAAGAACAAUUGAAAAUGCACAAGAUAGCGAUUUUGAUUUAGAUGAAUUAGCAUCUGAAAUGGAAAUUGUAACUGGAAAUCAAUAUACUGUAUGUACCAGCAUUAUGGUGGUUUAUGCUCUUGCGAAAGAAGGUAAAAAUUGGAAUGAAACUGACUUGAUACUCCUGUUGGUUGUUAGGGAUGAAUUUACCAAAGUUAAACGGAGUUUGUUGUCACUUGAAUAUGUUUCCCUUGAUAAAUAG
Molecule: messenger RNA, 311 nt
Organism: Funneliformis geosporum
Lineage: Eukaryota; Fungi; Glomeromycota; Glomeromycetes; Glomerales; Glomeraceae
Source: the annotation of a GenBank genome assembly